GUAAUUUUAAACAUGUUAUGGGUGUGUUUAAAGAGGUUAGACUGGACAAACAUAUACUAAACAAUUGGGAUUGCUCAUAAAACAGCACUGGAAAAACUCAGAUCAUAAAAUCAGUAUUUAGCACUGCAAAGAGCAAGGAAAUACUGAGCCUCCAUCUCGGAAUCUUGAGGAGAGAUGGAAGACAUAGAAGAUUUGCUCGUGGGAAGUAGCGGAGGAACACCGCCAGGUUUCCGGCUGCCGUUGACAGGGGCGGUCGUUGGUCUAAAUCCGAAGCAGAGAAAGAUGAGUGGUCUCCGGAAGUCGACCCCCAAAAUCCCUGGCACUCAGACAAUUUACAUAAAGACAUUUGGCUGUUCGCAUAAUCAGAGUGACUCAGAAUACAUGGCUGGUCAGCUUUCGGCAUUUGGUUAUGCUUUGACUGAUGUUCCGGAUGAAGCAGACCUGUGGCUAAUAAACACCUGUACGGUUAAAUCUCCUAGUCAGUCUUCCAUGGACACUCUUUUAACUAAAGGAAGAAAUGCAAAAAAGCCCCUGGUUGUUGCAGGAUGUGUUCCUCAGGGAAGCCGCAAUUUGAAGGAGUUACAAGGAAUUAGUAUAGUUGGGGUUCAACAGAUUGACCGUGUGGUUGAAGUUGUAGAAGAGACUUUGAAAGGUCAUGAAGUCCGGCUUCUAACCCGUAAAACAUUACCAGCACUUGACCUUCCAAAGGUGAGGAAGAACGAGUUCAUUGAGAUUCUUCCAAUAAAUGUUGGAUGUUUAGGUGCGUGCACUUAUUGCAAGACAAAACAUGCUCGUGGUCAUUUAGGAAGCUACACCGUUGAUAGCCUUGUGGGGCGGGUCAAAAGUGUUGUUGCUGAUGGAGUGAAGGAAAUAUGGUUGAGUAGUGAAGACACUGGAGCAUAUGGUCGUGAUAUUGGAGUUAAUCUUCCGAUUUUGUUAAACGCUAUUGUUGAAAGACUUCCCCCAGAUGGAAGUACAAUGCUUCGGAUUGGGAUGACUAAUCCUCCAUAUAUCCUUGAACACUUGAAGGAAAUAGCCGACGUUCUACGCCACCCAUGCGUUUACUCUUUUCUUCAUGUACCUGUUCAGUCUGGAAGUGAUUCCAUCUUGAGUGCAAUGAAUCGUGAGUACACUGUAGCAGACUUCAGGAUGGUGGUGGAUACAUUGACUGAACUAGUACCUGGAAUGCAGAUUGCCACUGAUAUAAUUUGUGGAUUUCCUGGUGAAACUGAUGAAGAUUUUGCUCAGACUGUUAACCUUGUUAAGGAUUAUCAGUUUGCUCAAGUUCAUAUAUCACAGUUUUAUCCUAGACCUGGAACUCCUGCUGCAAGGAUGAAGAAAGUGGCUAGUCAUGUUGUGAAGAGCAGAAGCCGUGAAUUAACUGCAGUAUUUGAGUCAUUUACACCAUAUGCUGGAAUGGAAGGCAAAAUUGAGAGGAUAUGGAUAACUGAUAUUGCCUCUGAUGGAAUUCACCUGGUGGGCCACACAAAGGGGUACAUUCAAGUGCUAGUGGUGGGUCCUGAGAGCAUGCAGGGAUCCUCAGCUACUGUAAAGAUAACAUCUGUAGGUAGAUGGUCGGUUUUCGGAGAAGUGAUUGAGGAAGUCCUUAACCGUAACAACAUUGAUAGACUUAAUGAUGAAAGGCCACCUUACUCCAGCUUAGAUGAGAACAGUGUGUGUUCCAAACAGCCAGAUUCAUGUGCUUGUUCUUCAAGUGCCUGGUGUUGUCAGGCCUCUCCAGGUGAUACAGAACCUACCCUUCCAAUGAACGACCAGACACAAGCAGAUCAGAAUGAUAUGAAUGUUGGCAGCCGGUCACUCAGGAAGAGGAAGAGUCCUUUAGAUGGGAAGGAGACUGAGAAGGUACAAGUGAUACCCAAAGUUCAAGAAGCUGUUUGGAGUCCUAUUGAUGUCACAUUAUUAGGUGGAAUUGUUUUUAGUUUCCUGACAUCAGUGGCACUGCUGUUGUACCUGGGUUUUGUGAAGAACUAGAUUAUUGUCCGUAGUUAAUGUUUUGGAAGACUUUAAGGUUUGGUUAGAUCCUACCAAAUGGUCACAAAUAUGUAUUUUCCUAGUUUUGACAAUGUAAUAGAGGACAACGUCUUUACAAAAUGGUCAAAUUUUGUAUUUUCCUAGUUUUGACAUCUACUAAAGGUUUGAGCCCUGUCAAAAAUGGUUUGUCCCCAAGUCCAAAUGUCCAUCUAGAUCUGUAGCAGAAUAGAAAUGGUAUCUGAACUGAG
Molecule: messenger RNA, 2240 nt
Organism: Cuscuta epithymum
Lineage: Eukaryota; Viridiplantae; Streptophyta; Magnoliopsida; Solanales; Convolvulaceae
Source: the annotation of a GenBank genome assembly